Vigna unguiculata (cowpea) is the source of this 1741-nucleotide messenger RNA. RefSeq names its product sulfite exporter TauE/SafE family protein 3-like. The record is from RefSeq and is a predicted model, not a curated record. NCBI's taxonomy places the organism in Eukaryota, Viridiplantae, Streptophyta, Magnoliopsida, Fabales, Fabaceae. Gene Ontology annotation, biological process: protein ubiquitination. Gene Ontology annotation, cellular component: Cul4A-RING E3 ubiquitin ligase complex; membrane.
UUCAUUUUGAAGCAAAGUACAGCAUCUUAGUUCUGAAAGGACUAAGAUUUUCAGCUCAGAAAAACUGGUCUGUUUCUGAAGAGAGUAACAUUAUCAAUGGCUGUGAAAUGGGUUGCUGCAAAGGCUUUCAUUGCUUUUGUUCUUCUUGUUUCGGUCUCAGCAGCAACUCCUUCUUCUCAUCAGAAUAAUGCAGACAACAAAACACCAUCAAAUGGAAGUGUAGGGGUUGAUUAUCAUGCCAAAGUGUUUUACAAGCACCAUUGGCCGAGUAUGAAAUUUGGGUGGAGACUAAUAGUAGGAAGCAUAGUUGGAUUUCUAGGAUCAGCAUUUGGAACUGUUGGAGGUGUUGGUGGUGGUGGCAUCUUUGUGCCCAUGCUUACUCUUAUUGUUGGAUUUGAUCAAAAAUCAGCAACAGCAAUUUCAAAAUGCAUGAUUACUGGUGGAGCAACAGCAACAGUUUUCUAUAAUUUGAGGCAAAGACACCCCACACUUGAUUUGCCCGUGAUUGAUUAUGACUUAGCACUUCUUUUCCAACCAAUGUUGAUGCUUGGAAUCAGUAUUGGAGUUGCUUUCAAUGUCAUUUUUCCUGAGUGGAUGCUAACAGUUUUGCUGAUUAUAUUUUUCGUUGGCAUUUCAAUUAAAUCCUUCCUGAAGGGUGUUGAUACAUGGAAGAAAGAAACCAUUAUGAAGAAGGAAGCUAAGAAGAAUUCACGGAUUGACGAUAUUGGAACUCCUGAAGAUGCUGCACAUUAUAUUCAAACAGAAGACCCUGCCAAAGAUAUUAAUGAACCAAAGAAAAAGGUUUCUCUAGUUGAGAACAUUCGUUGGAAGGAACUUGGACUUCUUUUUUCUGGCUGGAUCAUGAUUCUUGGAUUAGAGAUUGCAAAAAAACACACAACAACUUGCUCAAGGUUAUAUUGGUUAAUGAAUCUACUUCAGGUUCCCAUAGCUGUAGGAACGAGUUCAUAUGAAGCUGUGCGUCUAUACAAAGGGAAGAGAAUCAUAGCAUCCAAGGGAGAUCAACAAACACAUUUUUGUGUGCUGCAGUUGGUUCUAUUCUGUGCUUGUGGCACACUUGCUGGCAUGAUUGCUGGUUUGCUAGGCCUUGGUGGAGGAUUCAUCUUGGGACCCCUUUUCCUUGGUCUAGGAAUUCCUCCUCAGGUUGCAAGUGCUACAUCCACUUUGGUAAUGGCUUUUUCUGCAUCUAUGGCAGUGGUGGAAUAUUACCUUCUUAAACGUUUCCCCGUUCCUUAUGCUCUUUUCUUCGUAAGCAUAGCCACUGCUGCAGCACUAGUUGGACAGCAUUUAGUGAAAAAGGCCAUUGCCAUACUAGGAAGAGCAUCUGUGAUCAUUUUCAUCCUAACCUUGACACUCUCUGUUAGUGCAGUUUUACUAGGUGGAGUAGGAGUUGUACACAUGAUUCAAAAGAUUGAACAUAACGAGUACAUGGGAUUUGGGGACCUUUGCACGUACAGGGUCCACAAAUGAUGUUCAGGGAAAGGUUGGUGAACAUUCAGAAUCUCAUAUCUAUCUACAAAGACCAGAUUAGAGAGAGAGAAAUGAAGAAUGUAAUAAAUGAUUAAUGUGAAAAGAGAGAGAGGGAUGAAGAGAAUUUGAGAGUGUCAAAUGAAUGUUUACAAUGAUAAAAUGUUGAUAUAUCAAUGUUCUAAGGUUCCUGAUGGAUGGUAUUUAUUGUAGAACUAUAUGUUUAGUUAAUAAAAAGCUAUAGAAAUUUAUGAAA